AUGAAAUUCCUCUGCUUGCCCGGCGCAUACGGCAGCGCCAAGAACUUCAGCGUCCAACUCGGGCCCUUCGCCAAGCACAUGGAGGACCGGGGCCUAGCGACCUUCACCUUCACGCAGGGCGCGCACGAGGUAGAGCCGCCGCUGGGCUGGGAGAACUACUUCGGGUCGCGUCCGCUAUACCGGUUCUUCGGACCGGCGGCGGCCGGUGCAGGCGACGCGUUCGAAGUCGUGCGCCGCGUCCGCCAUAUCCCGCGUGGCCUGAGCCCCGAAGCCACGCUUCGACUGUUCAAGCCGCCGCGCCCCGUUGCCUACGACUGGCGCGCCUUUCGCGAGGCCCUGGACGCGCUGUUCGAAGCUAUCGAGGCGGAUGGCGAGAUUGACGGGCUGAUUGGGUACUCGGAGGGCGCGAUGAUGGCGGCGUCGAUUUGUGCCGAGGAGAAUAGGCGGUGGGAGGAGAGGGGGGUGGCUAGGCGUAUUAAGUUCGCCAUAUUCUUCGCCGGCACGCCCCCCCUAGUCGCCGAAGGCGACGGCUUCGCAGCCCGCCUGGCAGACGAGCACGGGACGUCCAUCUCGAUCCCGACGUUCCACGUGUUCGGGUCCAACGACCCGCUAGUAUACUCGUCCGUCGCGCUGUACAACGCGUGCGACCAGGACACGGCGCAGCUGUACGACCACGGGCUGGGCCAUCUCGUGCCGCGCGACGCCGACAACGUCGAGCAGCUGGGCGACGUGCUUGCUGACGUUAUCACCCGGAUCAACAAGGACAGCGAGAAAGACAAGGUUGUCGUUGCUGCUGAGGCCGAGUCUGUAUCCGCGUCUGAUACCGAGCCUUCUGUUGACGAAUACGCUGACGAGUCCUCUGCUACUGGCCCCUCGUCCGCUGCGUCUAGCGAUGAGUCGUCGGAUCUGGAUUCGCGCUCUAGUAAUGGUGUUGGGUCUGAGGGGAUUGCUAAGGUCUAG
Daldinia childiae is the source of this 960-nucleotide messenger RNA. RefSeq lists its product as uncharacterized. The record is from RefSeq and is a predicted model, not a curated record. Lineage: Eukaryota; Fungi; Ascomycota; Sordariomycetes; Xylariales; Hypoxylaceae. The transcript has 3 exons. Gene Ontology annotation, cellular component: nucleus; cytoplasm. The coding region runs from base 1 to 960 and encodes 319 amino acids.